Messenger RNA from Zootermopsis nevadensis, 1676 nucleotides. RefSeq names its product phosphatidylinositol glycan anchor biosynthesis class C (gene PIG-C). NCBI's taxonomy places the organism in Eukaryota, Metazoa, Arthropoda, Insecta, Blattodea, Termopsidae. Gene Ontology annotation, biological process: GPI anchor biosynthetic process. Gene Ontology annotation, cellular component: membrane; glycosylphosphatidylinositol-N-acetylglucosaminyltransferase (GPI-GnT) complex. The record is from RefSeq and is a predicted model, not a curated record.
AGGUUUUAAGUUCAAUUUAUAAUUAGUCAUACGAAACGCCAUGACACAAAAACAACAAACGUGGAAGAAGAACUUGUAUGAAAAUGUGGACUAUCCAGAUAAUUACACAGAUAAGACAUUUCUAGAAGAAUUAAAGAAAAAUGUGCAUAUCACAGAAAUUUCCCCUCGAAGUGCUGUUCUUGGAGCUGGACUUGUCACCCAAGAAAUCUCUAUCGUGAUUUUCUUCGUGAUUAUAUAUGUAUACUUGUACAAUGGUUGGAUUGAACCAGAAACAGUAAUUGUGCAGAGUAGUUUGGUUGCAACUAUAGGUUAUCUUCUGUAUCGGAUUGUAUUAACAAAAAAGAAUUAUUAUGAAGCCCUGGUUAAGGAUCUGCGGACUGUUCUAAUAUUUGUUGUUUUUGGUUAUAUUUUGUCACCUGUAUUAAAAACAUUAACAGAUACAAUUAGUACAGACACAAUAUAUGCAACAGCAUCAUUUAUGAUGAUAAUACACCUAAUCUUUUUUGAUUAUGGAGUGCCAGCAGCCAUAGUUUCUAGUUCACUGUCUCUUAAUGCUGCAAUAUUUGGUUCAGUAUGUUUAGCUUCACGGCUGGCAUCACCCUUCCAUGCCUUUGUUUUGCUAACUAACGCAGUAGAAUGUUUUGUUCUGUUACCCAUUUUAUUAUCCAAAGGCAGGGGAUCUGUCAUUGUACUCACUGCCAUGAUAGCUAUAGCAGUUUAUGUAUUAUGGACAGUGUCACUAAUUAUGAUGGUACUAUGUGUGUGUAUCACACUUUUUGUUACGGUGUUAUGCCCAGUUUGGUUUUUAAGGUGGCAGAACUGUAAAGAAAAUAUAUAUGGACCAUGGGAUGAAGCAAUAGUACAUGAUACAGAAAUGUAAGAUAUCUAACAUCAUGUGGACUUGUAGGUAUAUACCAAUUUUUCAGUGCAUAGAAACCAUAUACCAAUACUAUGAAGUGUUUUUACUGAAGGAAGUGCCUGCUGUUUUAAACUGAUAUGGCCUAAUGCAUGUGCUUGCAUUGAGCAUGAGUAAUUGAUUCAGAAGUUGGAGAUAGAGCAUAUCCAUUACCCUUCACAAAAGACCUCCAUAUACUGUUGAAGGAAAAGUACAAGUAUAAAUUUAUAACUAACUAUUCUUAAGAAGUUAUUGUCACUCAUCUAGUUCAGAAAUUCCCCAUCUUUCUUGAAACCAAAAGAUGUUAGUAUUCUCAAGCACCCCUAUAAAUAUAUUUGUUUUCUGUAUUAUUUAUUUGUACUUUACUUUUGUUAGUGAUUAUACACAGGUCUUAAUACAUUACAUUGAAAUAGGCAGACAAGUAAGAGGAUAAAAGUAGUCACACACCAUUAUUAUGUUUUGUAUGCAGUAUGAGAUAGUAUAAUUAAAAAUCUGUGGCCAACCUGUCCUAAUUGUGAUAUUCUGAGAAUUAUACAGAGAUUGUGUCAAAUAAUAUUUUACUUACCUGUUCAUACUGCAAGUAUUUCCAGUUCUUCCAUCACCUAAGAUUUCUUCUACUAUAAUAUAUGUAUUAAAUAUGUAACAGAGCUUCAUGUGUACUGCCCACCUCUCUGCAUGAAAAGCUGCUUGUAACUGUUCCUCUACAGUACACAAACUUGACCAGGAUAUUAUUAGAAAAUAUCAAUAAAAGACCUGUUAUUACUACAGUUUGUUCAAUCAA